CCAAAAAGUCUCUGCUAAUCGCGUCGCAGUUUCGAUCAGUCACAGAACGAAACAAACGCGAACAAUGUGGCGAAAGCUGCUCUUUGUCUGUGCCGUACUCUGGGGAGGCAGCGACGCUCUCUCGCUGAGCCACGCGCCCUGGGAGCAGGAUGUGGAGGAUGCGAUGGAUGUGCAGAAGUCGCCGUGCGAGAAUUUCCACGAACACGCCUGCGGCAAUUGGCAUGCACCAUACGGGUUGCGUGCUCUCGGCGCUCACGAUAUGCGUUCGCGAUUGCGUGCGCUGAAUAAGCAGCUCUUCGUGAGACACUUUGAGGCAAGCAACAGCGGCAGCGGCAGCGGCAACGGCAACGGACUACCGGAAGGGGAACAAGAACUGCACUCGCUCUACGAUAGCUGCAUGAACGGACGACAGGCGUUGCACGUCUACAUGGAUGCGGUGCAGCGAGUGCUGCCCGAUUGGCCGCUUCUCAACAAUGCGACGCAGUUUAGCUGGUCGCGAGGCAGCGCCGCUGUGCGUCGCUUUGGCGCCCACGGCCUGUGGCGUCUACUGGUGCAACAGAAUUGGCAGGCCGGGGAGCAGCAAGUCUUCUAUGUACUGCCGCCGAGCUUUGAGCUGAUCGGACGCAGCGAGAUGAGCCGGUUUCUCUAUCGCCGCUAUCUCAAGUAUCUGCUGCUCGAGUUGGGGCUGCGAGUGCGUCGUGCUGCCGAUCUGGCCGAGCAGCUGAGCGCCUUCGAGGAGCAGCUGCAACAGUUGCUGCCGGCAGCACAGGAUAGCGCCGAGGCGCUGGUGUUGCAUGCCCCGCAGACGUUGCAACAGCUGCACACACAAUUCCCGCAGCUGCAGCUGCUCGAGUACUUUCAACUGCUGCUGGGCGAUGAGUUUACGCCGCAACUGCUGCUGGUGGCAGACACGGAGUAUCUGCAACGCCUGCCACGUCUGUUGGAGACGACGGAUCCGCUGAUCGUGUCCAGCUGGCUGCUAUUGCAGCUGCCGGCGCACUUUGAGCUGCAUCUGCACGAGGAUCUGUCGCUGGCCGCACAGCGAGAGCAGUGCCUGCAGCAAUUGAAUCGCCUGAUGCCGCAGCAGUUGUCGCAGCUGUUGUUGCGGCUGCUGCACGGCAGCGAUGCUGCUGCCGCCGCCUUCUACAGUCGCAUGCAACACGAGCUACAGCAAGUGUUCGACAGGUUGAAACUGCAAUUCGAACGCCUGAUGAAUGACACCUACAUCUUUGAGCUGGACGCCACGUCGCAGGCGCAGGCGCUGCAUAAGGUGCGUGCCAUGCGGCUGCUGUUGCCGCAGGUGCAACCAGUGCAGCAGCAGUCGCAACAGCAACUACAACCUGCGCUCAGCUACGAUGCCAAGCUGUUGCAGCUGUCGCAGGCGCAAAGCUUGCAACAAUUUCGCCUUGCGUUGUCUUGUCUCCAGCUGCCUUGCGACACAUCAGUGAGUGCAUCGACGGGACCUUCACUUGGCUCGCUGGACGUCAAUGUCUACUACAGACUGAAGCUGAAUGCCAUCGAGUUGCCGUUGGGACUGCUGCGUGCCCCGCUGUUGCACAACUCUGUCGCGCCGAGCAACUUUCAUCAAGUAGCGCGACUCUAUGGCGGACUUGGCUUUAUGAUUGCCCACGAGAUGGUGCACGGCUUUGACUAUGUGGGCAUUCACUACGAUGCAGCUGGUCAUUUGGCUGCAGAGGAUUGGCCGGCGAGAACUAUUAUACGCUUUGGCGUGCGCUCUCAAUGCUAUUUGAACUAUCGCUACAGCAAUGCCACGGUGAUGAUCAACGAGAAUAUGGCAGACAGCGAGGGAUUGCGAUUCGCUUUCAGUGCAUAUCGCGAGCAGCUGGCGCAGCAGCAGCUCAACAGCACUGCCUUGGGCAGCUUCUUUGUGGCAUUUGCUCAGAACUGGUGCGGACACUCGGCCGCAGUAGGAACAGCAGCGCCAUCUAGUGGACAGCAGCAACAGCAUCCCGCUCACUGGGAGCGUGUCAACAAUGUGCUGGGUAACUUUGCCGAGUUCGCUGAGGCUUUCGAUUGUCGUGCGGGCAGCUUGAUGAAUCCGCCGGACAAGUGCCGCAUGUGGUGAGCGGAGGUGAGGGAAGGAAGGCGAAGCUGCUCGUAGAUUGUUAUUAAAGCAAUGCAAAAAAAUGAAGCUGCAUUUCACUUACGAAUCGUUGCCUUAACUAAUAAAUCAGUGUUGCAAAGUGCUUUAAAAUUA
This is a messenger RNA of Drosophila nasuta, 2218 nucleotides long. RefSeq names its product Neprilysin 6 (gene Nep6). Gene Ontology annotation, molecular function: metalloendopeptidase activity. The record is from RefSeq and is a predicted model, not a curated record. Bases 65 to 2086 code for a protein of 673 amino acids. Gene Ontology annotation, cellular component: plasma membrane. Gene Ontology annotation, biological process: protein processing. The transcript has a single exon. NCBI's taxonomy places the organism in Eukaryota, Metazoa, Arthropoda, Insecta, Diptera, Drosophilidae.